Messenger RNA from Colossoma macropomum (tambaqui), 1535 nucleotides. Its product is annotated as interferon-induced protein 44-like. The coding region runs from base 60 to 1394 and encodes 444 amino acids. The transcript is spliced from 8 exons. The record is from RefSeq and is a predicted model, not a curated record. NCBI's taxonomy places the organism in Eukaryota, Metazoa, Chordata, Actinopteri, Characiformes, Serrasalmidae.
UUCCGUUUCCGGCCGGUUUAGCAGGUCAGGAGGAACCGAGCGGACUUUUACAGAUCACCAUGAGCGCUGUUACGUCCAGACUGUCCAGGCAGCAGGAGCAGAAGCUCUGCUCCAUGCUGGGCUGCAACAGACUCAGCCUGCUGUUCAAAGCCAGCGUUCAUGGCUAUACAGGAAAUGCGUUCCACCAAAAGUGUGAUCGUCAGGGUCCCACGGUUACAGUAGCGUACAAUAACUCUGGGUAUAUUUUCGGAGCGUAUACCAGCAAAGAUUAUGCCCAGUCAAACCAAAACAUUAUUGAUGAGAAAGCCUUCCUGUUCAGCUUUAACGAGCGAGAGAUGAAGAAGGACCCUCUGCGAGUGGUUAGCGGAGCUGGACAAUAUUCUCUCUAUGAUGGACCAGCAGGUCCACAUUUCCACUCCUUGGUGUUUCUCUACAAUGAUACAGCCACUGUUUACAGCAAUCCACGAAAUUAUAAUUUUGAUCCAGUGGAGAUGCAUGGCAACGACUUACAGCUGGUCGAGUGUGAGGUGUACAGAGUGGAGGGUAGUGGAUCAUUCAUGGAGAAACCAUGGAGAAAUGUUUUGUGGAAUUUUGAGAGGAGAAAGGCUCUGAUGGACAUGAUCACAGGCUGGAAGCAUGGAGCGAGCUCGGUGAAGCAGGCUCGUGUUCUGCUGGUUGGUCCUGUUGGAGCUGGAAAGUCCAGCUUCUUCAACUCCAUUAACUCAGUGUUCAAGGGCUACGUGUCCAGCCAGGCCAACACGGGCAGUGCAGGCACCAGUCUGACCACACAGUUCCGUACCUACUCCAUAAAGGCAGGCAAGGACGGAAAGCUUCUGCCCAUCACCCUGUGUGACUCUAUGGGGCUGGAAGAGGGUUUAAACGCUGGACUGGACAUCGACGACUUCACAAGCAUUCUGAAAGGUCACAUUCAGGACAAGUAUCGGUUUAACCCAUCAAUGCCUCUGCAACCAGAGUCCCCUUCAUUCCUCAAAGAGCCCAGCCUGAAGGACAGGAUUCACACCGUGGUGUACGUCAUCAACACCUGCAAAGUCAAACUCCUCUCUGACAGAAUGAUCGAGAAGUUGGCAGCCUUCCGCAGGAAAGCCAACCAGAUGGGAGUCCCACAGCUGGUUCUGCUGACCAAGGUGGAUGAGGCCUGUUCUUCUGUGGCGGCGGAUCUGAAGACUGUCUAUCAAAGCCUUUACAUCCACAAAAUGAUGCAGGAGAUCAGCGCAAGUCUGGGAGUCUCUCUGUCCGCUGUGGUUCCGGUGAAGAACUACAGCCAGGAGCUGGAGCUGGAUCCUCAAACUGACAUCCUGCUGCUGAAUGCAGUGAUUCAGAUGCUCAGAGCCACUGAGAGCUUCUUCGAUGAUCUUCACCAGGAGGAUAAUUAGACCCCAGACUGCAGAUGAUACUAAGUGCUAGAUUUGGCUGGUUUAAAGUCAGGCUAACUCAUUCUCAGUCCAGCAGUGACACUGAGGUGUUUAAAAACUCCAGCAGCACUGCUGUGUCUGAUCCACUCAGACCAGCACAAC